AUGGCAUGUAUAGAGAAUAGCACAGAAGUGAAUGAAUUCAUCUUAGUAGGAUUAACAGAUAUUCAAGAGCUUCAGGUUUUUCUCUUCAUAAUAUUCAUCCUUAUUUAUCUUUUCACCUUAAUAGGAAAUCUGGGUUUGGUAGCCUUGAUUUUAGAGGAUUCUACUCUCCACACUCCCAUGUACUUUUUCAUCAGUGGCCUCUCUCUGGCAGAUUUAGGUGCCUCCACAACUAUAAUUCCCAAAGUGAUUGCUGGGAUUCUCACAAGAGACAAGGCCAUUUCCUAUGAUAGUUGUGCUACACAAAUGUUCUUCUUUGCAAAUUUUGCCACUAUUGAAAAUUUUCUGUUGGCCUCUAUGGCCUAUGAUCGCCAUGUGGCUAUAUGUAAGCCCCUACAUUACUCUACUAUCAUGACAUCAAGGAUGUGUUUGGGUUUAAUCAUUGGUUCUUAUUUCUGUGGCAUACUAAAUGCUUCCAUCCACAUUGGCUUCAUUUUUAGCCACUCUUUCUGUGGUUGCAAUGUUGUAAAUCACUUCUUCUGUGAUAUUCCUCCAAUCUUGACUCUCUCUUGCUCAGAUAUACGCUUCACCGAAUUGUUGGUUUGUGCGAUAGGAGCAUUUAAUAUGUCUUUUGCUAUUCUCGUCAUUGUGACCUCCUACCUCUCAAUCUUCAUUGCCAUUCUGAGGAUCCGCUCUACUGAGGGCCGCCAGAAAGCUUUCUUCACCUGUGCUUCUCAUAUCUUUGCAGUGUUCUUAUUCUUUGGGGCAACCAUCUACAUGUAUCUACAACCCUCAUCAGUUCAUUCCAUGGACACAGAUAAAAUGGCCUCUGUAUUCUACACCAUGAUCAUUCCCAUGCUGAACCCUUUGGUUUACAGUUUAAGAAAUAAAGAUGUCAAAAAUGCUUUCAGAAAAGCUACUAGAGGGAAGAGUCAUUAG
Molecule: messenger RNA, 936 nt
Organism: Gracilinanus agilis (Agile Gracile Mouse Opossum)
Lineage: Eukaryota; Metazoa; Chordata; Mammalia; Didelphimorphia; Didelphidae
Product: olfactory receptor 5B12-like
Exons: 1
Coding region: 1-936 (311 amino acids)
Biological process (GO): sensory perception of smell; G protein-coupled receptor signaling pathway
Cellular component (GO): membrane
Molecular function (GO): odorant binding; G protein-coupled receptor activity; olfactory receptor activity
Source: RefSeq, a predicted model, not a curated record